GUGUUGAUUACUUGGCCUUAGGUAUCCGAGAAGUUACAUUUAUAUAAAUUUUGAUCGAUUUAUUUUAAUGUGUGGAAAUUCCCGAUUCGUUUGAUGUAUGUAGUAUACCUAUGUACUGACUUGUUGUUUGUAACUAUAAUUCAAGACAGCCUCGAGUUCUUAAGAAAAAUGCGUUUCAGGUAGAAUAGGAUGUAGGGGUUACAUUUUCAAAUCCUAAAAAGGGCAGGAUACAUUCAAUUCACUUUCAAAUUAGUACAAUUUCACUUAAAACCUGCUAGAAUAACCUAUAAUGUUUACCUUUAUUUUUGAGUGGGCGCGGUUUCAGCCAAAGCUGCUCUACCAACCCAACCCAAUAUACAUUUACAUGCCGAAAUCCGGAUUCGAACCAGGGACCCUUAGCACCACAGUUCAGCUUUAACUGUACUGCGCCACACCGACCGGCUUAUUUGGAAGAGAGAAGAGCUUUAAGCAGGAAAGAUAAAAAUCAUACCUACUAAAAAUAUAAUUAAUUUAUAUAGUUCAAUGGUCAUUCUACAGCUGUUGGGUAACUUCAGGGAUCACACGAUUCACCGACUUGUAUAAGCAAGUAUAGGAAGAAAUCCUCCUCAACCGGUUAUAUGCAUACUAUGAGCGCACUCAUGAUGGAUUACGAAUUUAAAGUGAAAACACAAAACGAGCGAGUUAAAGUGGAAGAUUUGUUUGAAUAUGAGGGAUGUAAAGUUGGUAGAGGCACUUAUGGGCACGUUUAUAAGGGAAGACGGAAAGACGGCUCGGAUAACCGAGAUUAUGCUUUAAAACAGAUCGAAGGGACAGGUCUAUCCAUGUCAGCAUGUCGAGAAAUUGCGUUACUUCGCGAAUUGAAACAUUCAAAUGUAAUCAAUUUGAUACGUGUGUUUUUAUCACAUAAUGAUCGGAAGGUUUGGCUGUUGUUUGAUUUCGCCGAGCACGAUUUGUGGCAUAUUAUCAAAUUUCAUAGAGCAGCCAAGGCAAAUAAGAAGCCCGUGAUGGUACCCAAGGGGAUGGUUAAGUCGCUUUUGUAUCAAAUAUUGGAUGGAAUUCAUUACUUACAUUCAAAUUGGGUUUUACAUAGAGAUUUGAAACCUGCCAAUAUCUUGGUAAUGGGCGAAGGACCAGAAAGAGGGCGUGUUAAAAUUGCGGAUAUGGGCUUCGCAAGAUUAUUUAAUGCACCAUUAAAGCCGUUAGCUGAUUUAGAUCCUGUGGUUGUUACAUUUUGGUACAGAGCUCCCGAGUUGCUGUUGGGUGCUAGGCAUUAUACAAAGGCUAUUGAUAUUUGGGCAAUUGGAUGCAUCUUUGCAGAAUUACUGACUUCAGAGCCCAUUUUCCAUUGCAGGCAAGAGGACAUUAAAACUAGCAAUCCUUAUCAUCACGACCAAUUAGAUCGGAUUUUCAAUGUAAUGGGAUUUCCGCACGAGAAAGAUUGGGAGGAUAUCAGAAAAAUGCCGGAACAUCCGACAUUGUUGAAAGACUUUAAAAAAUCUAAUUACGCAAGCUGCUCACUAAUCAAAUAUAUGGAUCGACAUAAGAUAAAGCCAGAUAGCAAGGCAUUCCAUUUGUUGCAACGUUUAUUACUGAUGGAUCCUAAUAAACGAAUAACAUCUGAGCAGGCUAUGCAGGAUGCAUAUUUUACAGAGGAUCCUUUGCCCACUCAAGAUGUUUUUGCUGGCUGCCCUAUUCCAUAUCCAAAAAGGGAGUUUUUAACAGAUGAUGAUCAGGAAGAAAAAACGGAAAAUAAACGCCAAGCCCAACCACAACAGCAACAAGCUCAGCAACAGCAACAGCCCCAGCAACAACAGCAACAAGCUCAACCCAACAAUAAUGAUAAUCACGGAAAUCCAUCCAAAAGGCCCAGGUUGGUGGGGCCGCAUCCUGGACAAGUUAAUACACAAGUCGUUCCAAUUACUUCUCAACAAGAGUUUCACCAGCAACAGAUGAUGUACAGUAAUACCAAUCAGCAACAGCAGCAAAACUUUCAGCAAAGAUUUUAAUUUUUUGCACUGGAAACUGCUCUCAAUUGAAAUAAUACACUUUUUAAGAGUACCUGAAUCGUACUUGCUGUGUAUAUUAGGGGAAUUUUACUGUUAAUCUUGUAUUUGUGUAUAAAAAUCAGCAGGAUUUUGUAAUUUCGAAAAAUUGAACUUGUCAUCAUAACAGCAAAGUAUAUUAGUACUUUUGUAUUACAAUAAUUCCAUGUUUGCUAUGUUGAAACAAAGUAAUAUUUCCAA
This is a messenger RNA of Photinus pyralis (common eastern firefly), 2243 nucleotides long. It is a transcript of the gene Cdk8, whose product is annotated as cyclin-dependent kinase 8. NCBI's taxonomy places the organism in Eukaryota, Metazoa, Arthropoda, Insecta, Coleoptera, Lampyridae. Gene Ontology annotation, biological process: protein phosphorylation. Gene Ontology annotation, molecular function: cyclin-dependent protein serine/threonine kinase activity; ATP binding; RNA polymerase II CTD heptapeptide repeat kinase activity. The transcript is spliced from 6 exons. Bases 618 to 2006 code for a protein of 462 amino acids. The record is from RefSeq and is a predicted model, not a curated record. Gene Ontology annotation, cellular component: mediator complex; nucleus.